CCCUCAGACUGGAAAACUGUCAUGACACGCUUUAAUCCUAUUAAAGACUUGCCUGACCUGACGGGCAAAGUCGCAAUUGUCACAGGUGCAACGUCGGGUAUUGGAUAUGCUGUUACACAAGGCCUACUGCGCAAGGGCGCAACCGUCUAUCUUGCUGCAAGAAACGAGAAUAAAGCCACGGCAACUAUUUCUCGUUUGCAGGCUGAAGGUCUCGGUCCUGGGAACGGGAGACCUGUAUUUCAUAAGGCCGUCUUUGACGAUCCCAGGGACGCAAAGAAAUCUGCGGAAGAGUUUUUAAAUCGAGAAUCCAGACUCGAUAUUCUAGUAAACAAUACAUCACGGUUGAUAGUACCAUAUGAUCGUGAUCCAAUUGGGUUGCCGCUUUCAGUUGCAGUCAAUCACCUUUCACCGUUUGUGUUCACCAAUACCCACCUACCACUGCUGAAGCGGACUGCCUUACUCCCUGACUCGGACGUGCGCAUCGUCAACGUUACUUCAGACGCUCAUGCCUUAGUCUCGAAUAUCCGACUAAAGGACAAGGACGACUUUUAUUUCCCGAAAGUAGUCGAUAAAGGACUUGAUAGUCAACGCAAGCAUUACGGUUUCACAAAGCUGUUGAACAUACUUUGGACUCGCGAGCUUGCGCGUCGUCUUGCGGCUUCUCCCACUGGCAACGAUGGAGGAUCCAACAUCCUGUGCCUCAGCGUUCAUCCUGGUUGGAUCAUAACGGAGGGGAUUCUCGAUUUCGCAAACCGUUUUUCUUGGCCGUUAUCUUCUUUAUAUAAGCUCAUAAUCCGUCUCGUGCAUAGACCGCCAGAACAGGGUGCGAACGCUGUGCUCAUUCCUGCAGCGGCACAAGCGAUACGGGACGAGGCGAGUAAGUAUCAUGGACAGUAUCUGGUACCUUAUGGCAAAUUAGGUCCAGCGUCGAAGGACGCGCGGGAUGAUUCUCUUGCAAAGGAUUUGUGGGAUCUGACGGAACGUGUUUUAAUUGAGUACGGCUUGUAGGUACGGGACGUUGUCAAGUGCACAUGGGACAUAGUUUCGGGUAGCGUUUGAGAGGCACAUAGUGUAUUGAGCUAAUCACGUUUG
Molecule: messenger RNA, 1092 nt
Organism: Fomitiporia mediterranea MF3/22
Lineage: Eukaryota; Fungi; Basidiomycota; Agaricomycetes; Hymenochaetales; Hymenochaetaceae
Product: NAD-binding protein
Exons: 5
Coding region: 22-1008 (328 amino acids)
Source: RefSeq, a predicted model, not a curated record